Molecule: messenger RNA, 3383 nt
Organism: Cinara cedri
Lineage: Eukaryota; Metazoa; Arthropoda; Insecta; Hemiptera; Aphididae
Source: the annotation of a GenBank genome assembly
GAUUACUACAUUCAGUAACCUGUUGUCUUUUAGCUUAAGUAUAAAAUAUAUGAUAUAGUAUCACAUUGGUUGCUAAUAACAACGAAAAAUUAAGUUUAAUCAAUAUUUAUUUAGUUUAUUAAACAUGUCGAGUUGCACCUACUUAUAGACAACAUACGAAUACAGGUGUAUUGAUAGAUUCGAAAUACUUUUUAACCAAUACCUAAUGUUAACAAACUAUCAAAUGGAAAUUGUUUACAUUGGCGAUCGAAAUCCGAAUAAUCGUGCACUUCUAAUAUUGAAUGAAGAAUGGAAGAGAUUAGGGAAAAUUUUAACGAAAAAAAUGGACGAAGAAGUUACGUUGGAGGAUGGAAGACGACUAAAAGAGAUGCGCCGUGAAACGUCAAAAAGAAUGAUAGAUGGUUGGAACAAUACAAAAUUGGUUAAUAUUUAGUAUUUUAAAACACUUGUGCAAAUGUUUGAUAUACCAAAUAUAAUGAUGAAUUUAACAUAUUUAUAGAACAAGACCAAAAAACUAUUGGAACAAAAGCAGAAGAAACUUUCCGAGUUGGAAGCCAAACAACGGCAAAUAGACGAAGAGAUGAAGCAUGAAGCUUUGAAAGCCAGAAACAGAAUUAUCGAGAAAUCACGAAAAUUAAAAUUUGAAGAAAAGGAUAUUGUAAAAACGUUUAAUAGAGCUCUUCAACACUCUGAAGUUAUAAAGAUGAUAUAUAAAAAUUAAUAAUAUAUUCACAAAGAGUAAACAUUAUGUAGUUGAAAUACAAAUAUUGAAUUUUUUCAGGUGUUUAAAGAAAGGGCAGUUCAAUUAAAAUUUAACGAAUCCAUGAGAGAAAAUAAAAUGGCAUUUGACCUUAUAAUCGCCCAAGAACAAAACAGUGAUGCGGAACAAUACAGAAAAAACCAAAUGAACGAGAAACAGAAAAACAACGAACUUAAAAAGACUAAAGCCGAAUUAUUAUUAAAAGAGUACGUAGGCACUUUCUUUUACUUAUUUACAUCUAGAAAAUCAUUCAUAUCAUGAUUAACGUGUUAAACGGCUUAAUUUUAGAUUGAAAGAACGCGAGACUAAUAGACGUGAUGAAGAUGUUGCGUUGUUCGAGUCCGAUAAAAUGGAAUUACAGAAAAUCACUGAUGAAAUCGAAGAAUACCAGAAGAAUAUCAAAGCCGAGGUAAAAGUACAUAGUGUUAAAAUUAGUGCAUAGAUUCCCCUUCUACCAAUGAAUAAAAUGUUUUGUAAGUAUGUUACGUAAGUACCUAUUUUAAAUAAAGAACCAAUAUAGUAAAUGCUUUAUUCUACUCUACUUAAUAAAAACAAAUUUGCCAUUACUAUAAGUAGGUACCUAGGUAUAAAUAAGAAUAUUUCAUUAUACCUAUUUAGAAACUGCCUUGAGCCUGAUCAGUACCUACCUAGUUGUAUAUGUUGCAAUGUAGGUUGGUUAAAAUGAAACGCAGAUAUUCUUAGUUUAGUCCUAAGCUGAACAACAACGCUGAAUUCUUUUUUGGCUAGUCACAUUUAUGGGAGGGAAAAAUGUAACAACUUAAGUUUUAGCUAUACCUAACUCACUGUACCCCCAAUAUAGACCAAAAUGCUACCAUUAAAAACUAGGUAGGUACUAGUUUAGUGCAUUAUUUAGUAAUAGAGCAAUCAUCCUACUGGCGAAGGACUAUUGUUCGAAUUCCAGAUUGAAGUAAUAUUUUUAGGGUUUUUCUGUGAAAUCAACAUGCUUUAGUAAUAUAGAUGUUUUACAUUUACUCAUGUAGGCUAGGACAGCAAGGGAAAAACUUCAAAAAGUCAUAGCGGACAACCAAGAAUCAACUUCUAGGUAUAAUGAGAUACGUAGGGUGGAGGAACAGGAAGAGGCAAUGAUGACAGCGAUCGUGGCGGAGACAAAGAGAACGUUAGCCGGAAUGCGGAGACUAAAAGAAAUAGAAGUAUAUAUAGUAUAUAUUAUAUACUAAAUAUUUAUAUAAUGCUGUAUGUGAUGUUUGAUUAUAAUAAGAAAUUACCAUAUAGAUUAUAGAUAUAUUGGAUAUAAAAUUUAAACUAUAUUACAGUGGAUAAUUUACUAAUUUAGACUGUUUGUUUACAGUUAAUGAAAGCCAAACAGUUAGCACUGGAAGCGAUGAGAACAAAAGUGGCUGUUUGGCCUAAAAAAGAAAGUGGAUGGACAGAGACUGACAUGCAAAAUGCUGUUGAAACCAAGGAAAAACGGUACCAGGAUGGACUUGCCGAGAAAAAAGAAUGGGCCAAGAAGAGAACAGAUUAUAUGGAUGAUGGUAAGAGGCUGUGGGUAAAGGAAACAGCUAGACAACAGAGACAAUUGGCUCAAGAUCAUGAAUUGGAAGCUAAGAGACUUGAACGUGAGAAAAGAUUAUUGAUAGAGUUUGCAAAAUUGCGUGAAAAGACACAGAUAGAAACCAUCAACCAAAUCAGAUCGCAACUUGAUCAACAGUGUGUAAGUAUAAACAACUCUGCAUGGUAAUAAGGUCAUUAUGUACAAUUAUAGUUUUUAAUAAUGGCUACAAAUUAUAAAAAUAAUCUAAUACCCACUCAUAUAUUAUAAUUAUUAUAUCUUUGUUUUCUGCGUUGAGAGUAGAACGACAAAACAGCUGCUGUAUUAGCAGACAGGCAAACUGACAUCAAUCAUCAUAAAAUGAUUGAACAGUUGUGGUUUGAGGAGGACAAAGAGUUUGUUACAUAUGCCAGAAAUAUCAUAGAGAAGAAGAAAUUGGACGGCAAUCCCAUUAAGCCACUUUUAAAAACAGUUAAUGUUAGUAAUAUAGUAUUAAUUAUUAAACCACAAUAAACAGUUAUGAUAAUUAUUUUGUUUUUAGGAUUAUCUUAAAAAGAACAAUUUGUAUAUAGAUCAAGUCAAUAAAGUAUCAAAAAAACAGCCAAAAGGGUCAAUUUACACAUCAAGAAUUAUACAACAUACUGAUUAAAUAUUGUUUGAAAAUAUAUUUAAAAUGUUAAAAUAAAUACCAUCAUUUAAAUAUAAGGCACAUUUUCUGAGUCUUCUCUUUAAAAAUCAAUUAUUUACACAUAUCACAAUAAAAUUGUGUAUGAGAAGUUAAACAUAAAAUUUACAUAAUUAUAAUAUUAAAUAUUUAAAAAUUACCAAUAUAAAAAUGUAUAAGUUUGUACUAUAAAAAAUAAUAUUAUACAUACAGAAAUCUAAUUCUAAUGGCACAUGAUGGCAAAAACCUUAAAUUAAACACAUACAUUAAACAUUAUUAACAUUUAAUCCAUGGCAUUUUUCUUGGUAAACUGUAAUGUGUUAGAUCAAGUUGAGACUGUGUGAGAUCAAGUCGGGGAUGUAGACGUUUCAUAGCUAUUAUUCUCAUACGCCUAAUAGCUAUUAUACUAAUGGCUGCAAUUCUAG